This is a messenger RNA of Cynara cardunculus var. scolymus (artichoke), 1108 nucleotides long. Its product is annotated as prohibitin-3, mitochondrial-like. The coding region runs from base 69 to 911 and encodes 280 amino acids. The record is from RefSeq and is a predicted model, not a curated record. Lineage: Eukaryota; Viridiplantae; Streptophyta; Magnoliopsida; Asterales; Asteraceae. Gene Ontology annotation, cellular component: mitochondrion; membrane. The transcript has 2 exons. Gene Ontology annotation, biological process: mitochondrion organization.
UCCAUCUAUUUCUCGCUGUAAAACCCUCGUUCGCCGAUCGGUUUUUCUGCAAAUUUAGCCGGGAAAAAAUGGCCACCAAUCCAUCCGCCGUUACGUUCCUCACUAAUCUAGCACGCGCCGCCUUCGGUAUUGGAACUGCUGCCACGGUUGUCAAUUCUGCUCUCUACACCGUCGAUGGUGGCCAGCGGGCCGUUCUCUUCGAUCGUUUUCGUGGUGUCAUUGACGAAACUGUUGGUGAAGGCACUCAUUUCCUCAUUCCAUGGCUCCAGACGCCAUAUAUUUUUGAUAUACGUACCAGGCCUCACACAUUCUCCUCGAUCUCAGGCACAAAGGAUCUCCAAAUGGUUAACCUAACCCUACGUGUCUUAUCUCGGCCUGAAGUUACCCGUUUGCCGGCCAUUUUUAAGACUUUAGGUCUUGAGUACGAUGAGAAGGUUCUUCCGUCGAUUGGAAACGAAGUUUUGAAAGCUGUUGUAGCUCAAUUCAACGCCGAUCAGCUCCUCACCGAGCGUCCACAGGUUUCGGCCUUGGUUCGUGAUAGCUUGAUUCGUAGGGCUCGUGAUUUCAAUAUUAUGCUUGACGACGUUGCCAUCACUCACCUAUCGUAUGGCUCGGAGUUCUCGAAGGCCGUGGAGCAGAAGCAGGUGGCGCAGCAGGAGGCUGAGAGGUCUAAGUUCGUUGUUGCCAAGGCGGAGCAGGAGCGGCGGGCUGCAAUUAUUAGGGCUGAAGGAGAGAGUGAGUCCGCUAAGUUGAUUUCUGAUGCUACGUCUGCUGCUGGGAUGGGAUUGAUCGAACUUAGGAGAAUUGAGGCAUCGAGGGAGAUCUCUUCAACUUUGGCCAGGAGUAACAAUGUGAUGUAUCUUCCGAACACCGGGAGCCAGAUGCUUCUAGGGCUUAAUCCUGCGCGCUAAAUGGGUAAAGGAGGUUGAAGGCCAAGUGGAUUUGGGUGUUGAUGGCAGCUUGAUUCUUGCACAAUACAAUUAUCCGUUUACAGGUAUUUUACAAGUUGGAAAGAGUAACUUCUAUGAGCAUUUACUUUCAAGUUUUACAAGUUGAUUCUGGAUCUUAUGAUGCAAUUCGAUUUCAUGAUUCUAACACAUGUUGUCUA